Molecule: messenger RNA, 507 nt
Organism: Boeremia exigua
Lineage: Eukaryota; Fungi; Ascomycota; Dothideomycetes; Pleosporales; Didymellaceae
Exons: 3
Coding region: 1-507 (168 amino acids)
Molecular function (GO): nucleic acid binding
Source: RefSeq, a predicted model, not a curated record
AUGACUUCAAGUGGGGCUGUUAAGCUGCGAUAUCCGCGCACCUCUCCCCCGCACGGAAUAUUUUUACCAUAUAAGGAGGGUAGGAUCAUCAUAUUCUCAUCAUUACCAGUGACUCCGGAGAACUAUGACGUAAGCGAAUGGUUGUAUCAACGUCUUCACUCCUACAACGUCCUAUCCAGGAGCCCAUUACUGGAUGGAAACAACGAGCGUGGAAAGUGUUUUGUCAUUGCAUGCGAAUUUGAAACCAGAGAAGUCGCUCAGGAGGUAGUCCGGCUGUUUAACAACUCAAUUGCACUUGGCUCCAAGAUCCACGUUCACCAGGCAAGGCCGCCGAUGAGAGUUCUUGGGGUUUCUUGGUCAUCUGGACGCAACCGAGCCCACUAUCAACCGCGCGACGAGGGAACGGCUGACGGCACCAACUUCGAGUCGAUGCAAGACGAUGUGUAUCGCAGAUGGCUUCUCAACAAGAAGGAUCGCGGGCUUUGGGUGCCGGGUCACAAGUAUUGA